Molecule: messenger RNA, 1274 nt
Organism: Moneuplotes crassus
Lineage: Eukaryota; Ciliophora; Spirotrichea; Euplotida; Euplotidae
Source: the annotation of a GenBank genome assembly
UCUUAUUAAAUGUUUGCUUCUAGAAGAGCCUUAAAACUUGUAGCUAAAAAGUAUCCUUCAGUGACUACCAAUGGGAAGAGAUCAAUCUCCUUACUCGUUAAUAGUAAUGGGUUGAAUGAAGAGCAGAGAAUGAUCCAAGAAGCUGCCAUGAGCUUCUCAGAAACCCUCCUCAUGCCAAACGCAGCUGAAUGGGAUGAGAAGAAGCACUUCCCAAAAGAUGUCAUUAAAGAAGCAGCUGAUUACGGUUUCGCUGGUAUUUACGUCAAAGAAGAUGUUGGAGGAGUAAACCUCGGUAGGAAAGAAGCCAGUCUCAUCUUUGAGGCCCUCUCAACUGGGUGUGUUGGAACUUCAGCCUAUAUUUCCAUCCACAACAUGUGCGCCUGGAUGAUUGAUGUUUAUGGAAAUGAAGACCAAAGACAGAAAUAUCUUCCUAGUAUGACCACCUUCGACUUGUUUGGAUCAUAUUGUCUUACUGAGCCUAACUCAGGAUCUGAUGCCAUAGCCAUGAAGUCCACUGCCGAGGAUAAAGGCGAUUACUUCCUCCUCAACGGAGAGAAAGCCUUCAUCAGCGGAGCAGGUGAUUCAGAUGUUUUCCUAGUAAUGGCCAAAACUGGAGAAAAAGAAAUUUCGUGCUUAAUCGUUGAUGGAGAUACAGAAGGACUUAAAUUCGGAAAGAACGAAACUAAGAUGGGAUGGAACGUGCAACCAACCAGAGCAGUCAUCUUCGAAGACUGUAAGAUUCCAAAGGAGAAUUUACUUGGCUCAAGAGGUCAAGGAUUUAAGAUUGCUAUGUCUGGGCUUGAUGGAGGUCGUGUAAAUAUUGCUAGUUGUAGUCUUGGAGGAGCAGCUUUUUGCCUUGACACAGCUACAGAGUAUAUUAAAACAAGAAAGCAGUUUGGUAAACCCCUUGCAAACUUCCAAUAUCUUCAGUUUAAGCUAGCACAGAUGGCUACUGACCUUGAAGCAUCCAGAUUAAUGGUAAGAAAUGCUGCUGACAUGAUUGAUCAGAACAACGAGGAGAAAACAAUGUACUGAGCCAUGGCAAAGUAUUUUGCUACAGAAAAAUGUAUGGAUCUAGUUGACUACGCCCUCCAAAUGCAUGGAGGAUACGGAUACCUUAGAGAAUAUCCAAUUGAGAGAUAUUAUAGAGAUCUCAGAGUCCAUAGAAUCCUUGAAGGUACCUCCGAAGUAAUGCAACUCAUCACUUCCAGAAACUUAUUAAAAGACUAAUAUCCAAGGUUUAAGAUCUAUAUCGUGAUAAUCAAUAAAUUCUA